Pistacia vera is the source of this 1746-nucleotide messenger RNA. RefSeq names its product wall-associated receptor kinase-like 9. Gene Ontology annotation, cellular component: plasma membrane. Gene Ontology annotation, biological process: protein phosphorylation; cell surface receptor signaling pathway. The record is from RefSeq and is a predicted model, not a curated record. NCBI's taxonomy places the organism in Eukaryota, Viridiplantae, Streptophyta, Magnoliopsida, Sapindales, Anacardiaceae. The coding region runs from base 6 to 1421 and encodes 471 amino acids. Gene Ontology annotation, molecular function: protein serine/threonine kinase activity; ATP binding; calcium ion binding. The transcript has 3 exons.
AUCCGAUGGAUCACGAGAUACCGGUAAGACUGAGUUGGGUUGUGGGGAAAAACUCGUGCAAAGAAAAUCUUGAGCAAAGAAACUUCACCAACAGUAGUUAUGCAUGCGGCAGAAAUACUGAAUGCGUUGACCAUGACAUGGGAUAUCUAUGUCGAUGCAGUAGAGGUUAUAGAGGGAACCCUUAUCUUCUCAAUGGCUGCAAAGAUAUAGAUGAAUGCAGAACAUCAACGAAGUUGUGCCCCAAGGGAGCAGUGUGCAAGAACAUGCCGGGGAAUUUUUCUUGCAUUUGCCCAACUGGCUAUCAUCCCGAUGCCACCAGAGAAAAUGGUUGCGUACGUGAUAGACCACAAGUUCCCCUGGCUACAAUUGUCUCUCUAGGCAUCGUCUUUGGCACAAGUUUAGUCGUUAUCCUGAUAUCAACAAUCUUGUGUGGCUGGAGGCUUAGGAAGCGAAGGCAAGCAAAGGCCAGAGAAUUGUUCUUCAAGCGAAAUGGUGGCUUCUUGUUACAACAACAGAUUGCUUCACAGAAAGGCGCAAUUGGGAAAACUAAAAUAUUUGUCACAGAAGAGCUGGAAAGAGCAACAGACAACUUCAAUGCAAGCCGGAUUCAUGGAAAUGGAGGCUUUGGUUCAGUUUAUAAAGGAAUGCUAGCAGAUGGUCGAAUAGUAGGCAUAAAAAGGGCUCACGUUGUGAAUGAAAACCAAGUUUCGCAAUUCAUCAACGAAGUGGUUAUUCUUUCACAGAUAAAUCACAGAAACAUAGUGAAGCUGCUAGGCUCUUGUCUUGAGACUGAAGUUCCUCUACUGAUAUUUGAAUUUGUGAGUAAUGGUACUCUCUCAUACCACUUGCAUGAUGAGGGUCAUGUGUCAUCUCUUUCUUGGGAAAGCCGAUUCAGAAUCGCCUUGGAUAUUGCUGGUGCACUUGCUUAUUUGCACAGUGCUGCCUAUACAUCUAUUUUUCACCGAGAUGUCAAGUCAACCAACAUUUUAUUGGAUGAAAAUUAUAGAGCUAUUGUCGCUGACUUUGGAAUUUCACGGUCAAUACCAACUGAUAGAACUCACCUAACCAGAGAAGUACAUGGGACAUUCGGUUAUUUAGAUCCAGAGUAUUUCCAGUCUAACCAAUUCACAGAGAAGAGUGAUGUUUACAGUUUUGGAGUAGUUCUAGUAGAGUUGUUAACAGGUGAGAAAGCAGUUUCUAGCAUUAAAUUUGAGGAAGAAAAGAACUUGGUGAUGAAUUUUAUAUCAGCAGUGAAAGAGAAUCGCCUAUUCCAAAUAUUAGAGGCUCGUGUUGCUAUGGAAGCAAAAAAAGAUGAGGUCUCGGAAUUUGCAAAGCUUGCGAGGAGAUGUCUAAAAUUGAAUGGGAAGAAAAGGCCAACCAUGAAAGAAGUUGUAAUUGAGCUCGAGAAACUGAGAACUUAGUGGUUCUUGAGUCCUGAUCAAUUUUCAAUUGCUAUUUUGAUGAUGCAGCUACGAUGUUAUAUUUUAGAGCUAUAAGUCACAGACAUACUAACCCAUAUCACACACUAAAGAAAGAAGAUUCAAUGAGAUCUUCACAUUUUAUAUCUUGUUUGUGGAAUUUAUAUGGGCUUCCAAAUUUUGGAGCAUAGCCUAGGAUGCAACUCCAGAAGCUCUGAAAAUUGAAUUGCCGGACACAACGAAUUUCCUGUGACAGGCGUAGGUAUUUCGUUAUCGAAACUUCAAGCACAAACUAUAAUUUCAUUCUGUUGAUGUAAUACUCCGAAUC